CCAAGCAUGCUGGGAGACACAAAACUGAAAGAAAUGAGUUACUGUAUUCAGAUGUCUUGAAUUCUCUUUCCAUACAGUCUACUAGAUCCAGUUCUAUUCCUAUAAUCCCCUUAUUGCUUGAUGUAGGCAUUUGAUGUACUGAUCAACUCGUAUUUGAACUGAGCAGAAGACACAUUAAAGACUAAAGUCUCUGUUGGAAGAAAUGUCUCAAGGACAGCUCAAUUCACCUAACCAGACUUUCCAUUUGAUCACAAAUGAUACAGCACCAUCAGCAUCUAGUAUUUUCAAUGAUACUACGGAUGAUGGAAAGACUGAAGACAGAUCCAUAGGAUCCCGGAUCCUGUGUACCAUUUUUUUGACUUAUUCCGUGAUCAUUUCAGUGGGUCUCCUUGGAAAUGCUGUUCUCAUCAAAGUCUUUUUCAAGAUCAAGUCCAUGCAAACAGUUCCAAACAUUUUUAUCACCAGCUUGGCUUUUGGAGAUCUCUUGCUUCUUAUAACAUGUGUGCCAGUGGACGCGACCCAGUAUGUUGCGGAUACCUGGUUGUUCGGGAGACUCGGUUGCAAGCUUCUCUCUUUCAUCCAGCUCACUUCAGUCGGCGUGUCGGUGUUCACACUAACUAUCCUCAGCGCUGACAGAUACAAGGCAAUAGUGAAGCCCCUGGAACUGCCAGCCUCUGAUGCCUUCUUGAAGACCUGUGGCAAAGUUGCCUGUAUUUGGAUCCUCUCCAUGGUUCUUGCUAUCCCAGAGGCUGUAUUCUCCGAUUUAUAUCCUUUCUAUAAUCCUGAAAAAAAUGAGUCUUUUGAAGCCUGUGCCCCCUAUCCUGUUUCCGAAAAGAGCAGGCAAGAGGCUCAUUCUCUCCUCUGCUUCUUGGUCUUCUACAUUAUUCCCCUUUCGGUCAUUUCUGUCUACUAUGUUCUGAUUGCCAAAGCUCUCUACAAAAGCACCGUUGAAAUACCCGCCGAAGACCAAGAACAUGCCCGUAAGCAGAUUGAAUCCCGCAAGAGAGUUGCCAAGACAGUGCUGGUGCUGGUGGGGUUUUUUGCUGUCUGCUGGCUGCCUAAUCAUAUCCUUUAUCUCUAUCGGUCCUUUACUUACCGUUCCUCCAUUGAUUCUUCUACCCUUCAUCUUGUGGCCACCAUUUUCUCUCGGGCACUGGCUUUUAGCAAUUCCUGUGUAAACCCCUUUGCUCUUUACUGGCUGAGCAAAACUUUCCGGCAGCAUUUUAAAACACAAAUCUUUUGUUUCAAGUACAAGUGUCCUAGGCGUUCAACUGUCACCAGAAAUCUGGCCACAGGCCUUGCUUCAGCCACUGGGAGCACCCAGGUCUCUGAAAUUAGUGUGACCUUGCUCACUGGGUAUGGUGGGAAGAAGGAAGAUGAUAGUGCCUCAUCUGUUAUCAGUUAAAGAGGGCAGGCAUCAAGCCUUUUCCAAGUGUAUGUGUAGCUAGGAAUGGUGGGGAGGAGUAUAACUCUGAAUUACUCAUUUUGAAACAUAUUUGGGAUAUUUAAGAGAAGGUUCUUGUCCAGUCAAGCAUUCUUGCAUGUUUGUAUGUAUGUGUGUGUAUGUGUUGUAUUCUUGUGAGUGAAAACUUGAUAUUCUAAAACUUUCUAAAUUCUAGAGAGAAAACAUUUAGUACAUGGAGACAUGCAUCGUUAUAGAAAGGGGAGGAGUAAGGGAAUGAAAUCAAUAUAACACUGAAAAUUUAAAACUCGAUGUAUAGAAAGAUGCAUUUUCAGGAAUAUUGCUUUUCAAAGAAGUUUAUAUAAUUCACAUUUCUAUAGUGCUUCAAGCAUUAAAAAGCAUUUUCCUACUAACUGCCCCACGAGGCAGGUAGUGUCUGUAUCACAAAUGAAGAAAUGGUGGUUGAGUGAAGGGAAACAAUUUGUCUGCAGGCACAUGGCUAGUACCUGACAGAUCUGGAAUGCCAAGGCAGAUUUCUGGAUGCCUGAUGUCACUAUCUCACACUAACCACUUCCUCUAGAAUCAGAGAAUUGUAGAGCUAGAAGGGACCUUUGAGGUCAUCAAUAAACAUUUAAUAAGCAUCUACUAUGGGCCGAGGGCUGGGCUGGGCUCUGCAUAUUGUAAAUACAAAAGUUAGCUACUCCCUAGCCUCAAAGAGCUUACAUUUUUCUUAAGGAGGCAACAUAUACAUAGAUAAUUCAAUACAAAUACAUAUUUACAGAGUAAAUGUGAAUGAGUGUUCUUGGGGAGGACACCUACACCUGGAGGUGACAGACAUCUGAGCUGAGCCUCAAGCCAAGUUAGGGAGAGGUGAGGAAGGAGGGCAUCCCAAGAAUAGCUUGUAUAAAUAAAGGUCAGGAGGUGGAAGAUAAAGCUAUGGGCACAGAAACAUUUCCUUCAUCUAUGACACCUACCCUGACAAUAACAUGUACCCUUAAAAUGAACUAUCUUGCUUUUGAAAAAAAAAAAAGUGAGAGUGACUAACACUGUAACUUUUAGGACCCAAAUCCUUCAUGGACUGUGGAUGACACUUCUAACUUUUCUCACUUUGUACUCAUGUGAUGGACACCAAAUUAUGCCAUCUGCGUCUCUGCUCUGCCAUACAGAUGCAAAUCAUAUUAUUCUCUUUGUAUGAAAAAAGUAUCAAAAAUAGAGAUAAUAAAGAAUCUUUUAUGCGAUUUCUUUAAAAAACCCAGUCCUCCUAAUAAUUGACAGGAAAUGUUCCUAUUUUCAAUUGUUCUCUCUUCUACUAUCACCAAAAGUUUAAUGGAAAUGAAAAUGGGAAUGAUUUGCGAUUGGCAAGUAUGAAUAACAUAGCAGGGUAUGGUUCCUCUGUCUGUCUUACUGCUGCUGCAAUCACAGACAAUGGAGUCUUACUUUUCCCUUCCAUUUAUUAACAUCAGUCAAAAAAUUUCCAUGAUGGGCUGAUUUUAUGUGAAAAUACAGUAGGUGGUCACCUACAUGGUGUCACAUGAAGGGUAUAGGGAAAGGCAACCUCCCUACCCCUUCCCUGCCCCGUCUAAAAAAUAUCAUUACCAUGAGCCAGGCACAAUAUCUGAAGUCCCACCACUAUGGCUGUGUUAUUUUGAGUUGGGCAUUGCCCUCUUCCUGUAUCUUAUUUUAAAAUACAACUAUUCCUGGGAACCCCUUCCACCUCAGCGUGAAUAAGCUCAUUCAGGCAGAUUUAAUUACAGAAAGUGCAUAAUGACCUCUGUGAUGAUUCUGAAGAUGAUUUCUGGGCACUCAUGAGAGCAUUGGAGGUUUGAGGGUUCUUUAUUAUGGCUAACUUCACUUGCAAAUUAAUGGUGUUCCUUUUCCUUGAUAUUGUGAUAGUGGUGUAUAAACACUACUCUUGUGUUUGUGUGACAUAAAUGUGAUUCUAUCUAUCUAUUCUAUCUAUCUAUAUCUCUAUGUACACACAUAUAUAAGUAAUAAGUACUACCCUUGUGUUUCUCACCACGAUUAAGGUGCCAUUUGCUUACAAAUGGAGCAGAGAGGGAAAGAGACUGAGAAAGAAGUGGGGCAGAGAGAAUGAUUUUCCUGAGGCCAACACCUCCUGAGGUAAAGGGGCAAGAAUACUGCCCUGGUACCCACUGAAUGGAAAAAGACCCAUAGGAAGGGCUUGGGCCCCAGUAGAUCCUCUAUGGGAGAUGGAUGGGAAGACAUGGACAAGAAUUGCACAGGCCAGAGUUGCAAGGGGGAGGGGAAGGAGAAAGGAGACAGAGCUUUGUGCAUGUGCAGAACACAAGAGAAAUAUUUCUCAAAGUGGAAUUACUUCACUGAGUGGUGAAAGACAGGGAAAAAAGAGGAGAGAUGGGGAAGCAAAAUUGAACCAGUAGUAAGUUAACACAUUCACACAGAGACUUUGCUAUGUUGGUUCUCUGGAAUUUCUUGCUGGCUCCACUUGACAUUCAAGAACCUGAAAGCAGAGCAUGCAAGCUUCAAUGGCUGGACUCUCUCUUUAGGCAUCCAACAUUCAGAAGAGGGGAAACACAUUCAAGUCUCCGAUUUUCCACCUGUAACCACUAGCUUUUAGCAUACAGACCAUUCAUAACCUUAUACAUCGAAGAACACCCUAUCCCUCCACAUUUUUGACUGCUUAAACCAGAGGAGUUGUCUCAGACUGUACUAGAAAGAUUUGGAAGUCAAUGUAAAUAUUUUCAUCCAUCCAUGAUGCGAAAAAUAUUGUUCAAACGAGGACUGUCCAAGGACUGUCUCUGGAAAUAUCAACAAAGUUUUCACUUUUGUUCAAUUCUGAAAGUCAAUUUUACAUAAAUAAACUUUAAGCAUGCAUGUAAAAGUAUACACUUAUAUUGACAUAAAGUUAAUAAUUAAUUGUAUUUGUAUAGAGUGAAAAGUAGUAUUUGUGAUUAAUUUUGAUUGUUGGCGGGGGUGCUUGUUGUUGGUUGUUGUGGUCUGCUUCCUUUUAAAUGGCUCACCCUUGUGGUGCUGAGUUUUUCUGAAUGUUGUAAAGAAUUAAAAGAAUGGAACAGUUGAUGGAUUCUGUCCUAAAGUAUUAUAACAUGGGUUUACUUAAAUUAAGGAAUGUCUAUAUUGUAUUAGUGUUGUGUUAAAUUAAUAAGUGUAAUAAAUCAGUAGCAAAAACUAA
This is a messenger RNA of Dromiciops gliroides (monito del monte), 4571 nucleotides long. RefSeq names its product bombesin receptor subtype 3 (gene BRS3). Gene Ontology annotation, biological process: bombesin receptor signaling pathway. Gene Ontology annotation, cellular component: membrane. NCBI's taxonomy places the organism in Eukaryota, Metazoa, Chordata, Mammalia, Microbiotheria, Microbiotheriidae. Bases 203 to 1405 code for a protein of 400 amino acids. The transcript is spliced from 3 exons. Gene Ontology annotation, molecular function: bombesin receptor activity. The record is from RefSeq and is a predicted model, not a curated record.